Molecule: messenger RNA, 1509 nt
Organism: Medicago truncatula (barrel medic)
Lineage: Eukaryota; Viridiplantae; Streptophyta; Magnoliopsida; Fabales; Fabaceae
Exons: 9
Coding region: 263-1183 (306 amino acids)
Source: RefSeq, a predicted model, not a curated record
GUAAUUUUAGGUGGAGGUUUUGUUAACUCUUAUGAACACACCUUGUACGUAGUAGCAAACAAAAUAUUUUUUGGGAAGGAAUUAAUGAAUCAGUCACUCUUAUUGGUUCUAUAAUUCCGAAUCCUAUACAUGUAAAUUGAUUGUAGUUAGCAGCAGCAAUUAUAUUAUAUGAUUCUAAAACAAACACGAAUAACUUACUACACACAAUGCAACAAAAUUGUGUUGCAAACAUAUUUUAGGGUUCCUUUUCGGCAAUACAACAAUGGGCAAGAAAAAGAUGAAGACGGCACCGAUUGAUCUUGUUGCCAAACAUUCUCAACAGCCAAGAAGUUACCCUCCUAAACGCCGCACUGAUUUCUCUUUUUUCAAUCGUAUUCCUCCUAUUGAAUCCUCACCUGGCUCAUCUUCCGGUGAAGUGAGAUUGUCCAAUGUCACAGCAAACAGUUCGCUGGAGAGGAGAAUGACGGUUAAACAAUUUUCUAAUGAUGCCCUGGUUCGAUGCAACAACUACCAAGAUGGUAGACCAGUCUGUUCAUCUGAGUCUUUUGAUGUUCGAGUUGCAGAAUUGGAUUCAGUUUACCUUUCCGGAAACAGGGAUGCUUGUACUAAGAUGUCAGAAUCUACCCCACGUGAAUCAUCUGUCAGUGAUAACAGUUCUCUUGCUGUAACACCUGGAACUGUUGUAUGGGCAAGAACAGCUUGUCAAAUGUGGUGGCCUGCUGAGAUCAUGGAAGAAAGCUGUGCAUUAUCUGACCGUGUUAAUGAUGGAAAUGUUUUAGUGCAGUUUUAUGGAAAUCAUCCUAGUGCUUGGAUUGAUCCCGCCACAGAUAUUUCAAUUUUUGAGGAUUCUUUUGAAGAAAGGAGCAAUAACCCUUCAAGUGAUUUUCAAGAUGCUCUAAAGCAAGCCCUGCAAAGGAAGACACAACUUAGUUCUUGCCAAAAUCUGAGUCCUGAUAGGUCUACUUACUCCAACCAGCAAGAUCGUUCAGCUGGUAAAUGCACUUCACCUAGCUCGAGCAGAACAAUCAACGAUUUUCAAGAGAAGCGGAGAGGGAAAAGGGAACGUAAACCCAAGGUUCAUUUUGAUGAGGUUACGCAUCCAAUGAAAUCAGAAACGAAGGAUAGGCGGUUAAAGAUAAUGCGGUACCUUGGCCUUGCCCCUCCAGUUGGGUCUCCUUUUUGACCAUGAUUAUGAAUGAAGUUGUUAAUUUUUCAAGAGGAGUGCUAUCAACACACUCUUCUAAGACACUUUUCAACACGCGUUAUCUAAUUGGUUGAAAUUCGAACGGGUCUUACUAAAUCAUGUAGGUCCCACAUAAAUUUGGCGGAACCAAUCUAAUAUUCAUAGUUGCUUCUAUUGUUUUACUUCACACGCCAUUACCAUAGUAACAACACUUUUUUUCCGGAUUAUCUACUCUCAUUGUUUCAUUAUAUGUAAAAAUUCUAUUAUUCUUAUGAUGGCAUAAAGGAAUAUCACCAGUUAUUAUCCAAUAAAAGUUGCACUUAGCA